GGAACGACUCAGUAUGUGAACAGAUCCGAAGCAUGCUGAUACCCCUCGGCAAUUUUGUCUUCAGAUCACCUUUCAGCAAUUGGCUCUGGAACACCUCAGUGAGCCACUCAUGGCGUGUCAUCCGGCUGGCCGGGAUGCUCGUCAUAGCAUUCAUCCUGACCGCUCGAUCGAUCAGGCUCUACCUCAGGCUGACUCCAGGCAGUCUAGCGCUCUGUGGCGCGCUCCUCCUCGGAAGCAGUGUCUGGGGGCCGCUGCAUGCCCUGGGGGCAGGCGGCCUGGUUUGGCUGACAUACACUGGCUUCCAGCUGGCUAAACAGCCUGAGGAAAAUGUGGGCCACCGUGCGGGGGCGCCUGGUUUCCUGGGGACUCACUGUGAGAAUACUCUGCCUGCGCUGGAGGACUUGAUCAGGAGAGACAACGCUGGGGAGCUGCCCCCAGGAGCACUGUCAUAUGUGGAGUUUGACGUUCACGAGACGAGGGACGGCGAGUUGGUAAUUCUCCACGACCUGCAGUCGGUGCUGCGCGCGUCAGAAACACACGAAGUCAACGCGGAAGCUGCCGCGCAGCUGCGCUCGGCGAUGCCUGAUCUUGACCGGGCCCAGGUGAAGGAUGUGGACUUUGCACAGCUGCAGCUGCUGCAUGUCGGGGGGCGCGAAGGGCUGCGCAUUCCCAGGCUGGCAGACUUUCUGGGGAGCUGUCAGAGAUUGGGCUUGAGGAGGACUGUGGCGGUCGAGGUCAAGUGCGUACACAGUGACGCAGGGCGGGCCAGCUUCAUACAGCUCCUCAGGGCAUACAAGGAGCAGCACUGUGCAAAACUGGAGCAAGAGUGUCCAGGGGGUGAUUAUGCGCCGUUUGGGUGGCUGGCAGCUAUUUCAUUUCCCUUCCUGUGGGCGCCUAGCUUCGGGGAGUUUGGCACUGCCCAGUGGCGGCGGUGGGGAAUCGAGUUCAAAAAGGCCGGAAUCCCUGCAAGGAGCUGUGUUGUGCACCACAUAGACCUGGUAUCUGGAGCUUGAUGCGGUGAUUGAAGGGAUCAGAGUCACACGAGAGAACAAGGCCUUCAAAACAUAUUUGCAUUUGGGGCCGCUAGUUCAGAGAGGCCGGAAUUCCUGCCAGGAGCUGUGUUGUUUUCUACAUUGACCUGAUAUCUGGGGCUUGCUGAUUUAUUUGCAGGGAUCAAAGACACAGCUUCUGUCUUUCACAGACCAAAGGGCUCGGUGUGACUUUUGCAUGUUUCUGUGCAAUCUGUCUGUAUCAAGGCAGCUGGGUGCGUUUGAAGAUUUUGCUCACGUC
Molecule: messenger RNA, 1290 nt
Organism: Coccomyxa subellipsoidea C-169
Lineage: Eukaryota; Viridiplantae; Chlorophyta; Trebouxiophyceae; Coccomyxaceae
Exons: 7
Coding region: 33-1013 (326 amino acids)
Biological process (GO): lipid metabolic process
Molecular function (GO): phosphoric diester hydrolase activity
Source: RefSeq, a predicted model, not a curated record